GAGCUCCAUGAACCUGCCCCCAGACAAAGCCCGGCUCCUGCGCCAGUAUGACAACGAGAAGAAGUGGGACCUCAUCUGUGACCAGGAGCGGUUCCAGGUGAAGAGCCCCCCCCACGCCUACAUCCAGAAACUGCGCAGCUUCCUGGAGCCAGGUGUCACACGGAAGAAGUUCAGGAGGAGGGUUCAGGAGUCGACCAAAGUGCUGCGUGAGCUGGAGAUCAGCCUGAGGACGAACCACAUCGGGUGGGUGCGGGAGUUCCUCAACGACGAGAACAAGGGGCUGGACGUGCUGGUGAACUACCUGUCCUUCGCCCAGUGCGCCGUCAUGUUGGAUUUUGAGGGCCUGGAAGGCGGCGAGGACGGCGCGCUGGAGAAGCUGCGCGCCUGGAGCAGGUCCAUCGAGGAUCUGCAGCACCCCAGCGCCCUGCCCGCCCCCUUCGCCAGCAGCCUGGCCCGCUCGGCCCGCCAGACCGCCCUACGCUACGGGACCCUGCCCAGCCGCCGGGCGCUGAAGAACUCGCGCCUGGUGAGCCAGAAGGACGAUGUCCACCUCUGCAUCAUGUGUCUCCGGGCCAUCAUGAACUACCAGUAUGGCUUCAACCUGGUCAUGUCCCAUCCUCACGCUGUCAACGAGAUCGCCCUGAGCCUCAAUAACAAGAACCCGAGGAUGAAGGCGCUGGUGCUGGAGCUGCUGGCGGCCGUGUGUCUGGUCAGGGGGGGCCACGAGAUCAUCCUGGCGGCCUUCGACAACUUCAAGGAGGUGUGCAAGGAGAAGCAUCGCUUCGAGCGGCUCAUGGAAUAUUUCCGCAACGAGGACAGCAGCAUCGACUUCAUGGUGGCCUGCAUGCAGUUCAUCAACAUCGUGGUGCACUCGGUGGAGGACAUGAACUUCCGCGUCCACCUCCAGUACGAGUUCACCAAGCUGGGGCUGGAGGAGUUCCUGCAGAAGUCGAGGCACACGGAGAGCGAGAAGCUGCAGGUGCAGAUCCAGGCGUACCUGGACAACGUUUUUGACGUGGGGGGGCUGCUGGAGGACGCCGAGACCAAGAACGUGGCUCUGGAGAAGGUGGAGGAGCUGGAGGAACACCUGUCCCACCUAACGGAGAAGCUGCUGGACCUGGAGAACGAGAACAUGAUGCGGGUGGCGGAGCUGGAGAAGCAGCUGCUGCAGCGGGAGAAGGAGCUGGAGGUGGUCAAAGAGACCUACGAGCACACGAGCCACCAGGUGCACACGCUGCGGCGGAUGAUCAAGGAGAAGGACGAGGCUUUCCGGCGCCGCUACGGCUCCGAGCCUCCCCCCGUGCCCGGCGCGGAGACCCCCCCCCAGCCCGAGCCCGAGCCCCUGGAGGAGACCCUGCGGCUCCCAGUCCUGCCCCCCGUGGAGGCCGCGCCCCCUCCACCCCCCCCGCC
Messenger RNA from Neopelma chrysocephalum (saffron-crested tyrant-manakin), 1410 nucleotides. Its product is annotated as formin-like protein 3. The transcript is spliced from 13 exons. Gene Ontology annotation, molecular function: actin filament binding; small GTPase binding. The annotation marks the transcript as partial. The record is from RefSeq and is a predicted model, not a curated record. Gene Ontology annotation, biological process: regulation of cell shape; cell migration; cortical actin cytoskeleton organization. Gene Ontology annotation, cellular component: cytosol. NCBI's taxonomy places the organism in Eukaryota, Metazoa, Chordata, Aves, Passeriformes, Pipridae.